AUGAAGGCCUUCGUUAUCCUUACCCUCGUUACGUCCAUCUUGGCAGCGCUACCCAAACGUUCGAGCGGCGUCAGUCUAACACGCUCCCCCUCAAGCACCUGCCCCCGGAGGCAAUCGGGUGGUGGUAGCGCUGCUGGAGGCGGGCUGGGCGAUCUUGCGAACCUGAUAGGACAGGGUAUACAAGGGGUUACCAAGCUCAUCAGCACUGUUGCUGGGGCUGCUGGCGGCGGUGGUGAGAGCGGCAAAGCAGGCCAGAGUAGUGGUGGAGGAGGUGGUGAUCUCGGUGAUCUGACCAACCUGAUCGGCGAAGGGGUGAAGGGGCUCAGUAGCCUAGCUGGUGCUGCAGGUGACGCUGGUGGUGGACUUGGAGAUCUCACAAGCCUUAUCGGUAAUGCCGCAGGCGGCCUUGGUAGUAUUGGUAACCUCUUAGGGGGUCUCGGGGGUCUAGGCGGGCUGUUUCGCAGAGACAUAACUCCAGAGCUGGCACGAGCCAUAGAGAAUAUGGAGUUAUCUGACCUGGAUGACGACGAGUGCAUAAUAGAGAAGCUAGGUUUACUUCCAGAAGAGGCAGGUAGUGCGAACUAA
This is a messenger RNA of Aspergillus bombycis, 585 nucleotides long. RefSeq lists its product as uncharacterized. The transcript is spliced from 3 exons. Lineage: Eukaryota; Fungi; Ascomycota; Eurotiomycetes; Eurotiales; Aspergillaceae. The coding region runs from base 1 to 585 and encodes 194 amino acids. The record is from RefSeq and is a predicted model, not a curated record.